Pedinophyceae sp. YPF-701 is the source of this 2835-nucleotide messenger RNA. The record is from the annotation of a GenBank genome assembly. Lineage: Eukaryota; Viridiplantae; Chlorophyta; Pedinophyceae.
AUGAGGGACGGCGGGGCGUGGAGGCUGAAGCUCGCAUGCCUGCUGCUCGCCGCUGCUGUGCUUGCCAGCUUGAGCACCCUGGGACGCGCGGCGCAACAAUGCGAAUCGGUGAUAAGUCGUAGUCGCGACUACGUGCGCGAUCCUGGCCGCGUUUACAGCACUACGAACGUUAGAUGGACGCAUCUGGAGCGCGUGGCCGUGCUGGUGCCGAUGUGGCCCUCCCAGGUGGAGCGCUACACGACGCUGAUGAAGCGGCUCGAGGUUCUGUCGCCAUGCGAGUCCAGACUCGCGCACGUGGACCUUGUGGUUGCGCUGAGCGGCAAGGGCGCGGAGAGCAUGGACCACGCGGCGCUGCUGGGCCACCCUGUGGUCGAGCGCUGCUUCGGCAAGGCCUUGGUGCACGUGGUGGACAUCCCGCCGAAGUACGACGAACGGACGAUCGCUUCCACGUACGUCUUCUGGGUGCUCUUCGGGGUCCUGAAGGACCUCGGUUACGGCCACUUCCUCCAGGUCGAGCCGGACGUGACGCCAGUCAGGCCAGGUUGGCUGCACGAGCUCAGCGACGUGACGACGAACAAUGCCUGCUGCGAGCACUUCUGGCAGCGCGGAAGUGUUCCGGUGUGCUCUCCGACGUACGGCGACAUCGCAGCUCGGCGGGAUUUCCACAUCAAUGGCAAUGCACUGUACUGCACGGACGACCCCGCAUACGCCGAGUACAGAGACCGCGUGCGCCUGUACUACAAUUCGGACAGAAUCGGCAAGGCGGUGCCCGGUGCGGCGACGGGAGCUGAAUUCGAGGACGGUUUCGACCAUGCGAUGUACCGCUACCGUAUGCACCCUGACAACUUUGAGUACGCGUCGCACAUCAUGCACAAGUUUCAGGUCAGCGAUUUGUUGCUGAACAAGUGCGAAGACAAGUUUCGGCCAAAGGACAUCCGGGCACAGUUCCCCGACGCCUACCUCGUCCAUUCGAAGUUCUACUUCCUGCCACCAGCCGAGCAGCUCGUGCGCAGUGUCUUCGAGACGACCUUCGGGGUGUCGGCGCGGUACUGGGAGUUGGCGAAGAUGGUUGAGUUGGUGCAAGCCACGUGGGAUCAGGGACUGCCUUUCCCAAAGUCGAAGCUGGGCGACUCGGUGUGCAGCUCAGACGACAUCGUCACGGCUGAGCGCCGCAACCAACUCUGCCCUUGGGAGAGGCGCUACCCCGACAGACUGUACAUGUUGAGCGUCGAUCUACACGCUGGGCCCAUCGCGUGCAACAUGGACCUGUUCUACGACAUUGGCGUCGAGGUGCACCCAGAGAUCGACUUCAACAACUGCAUCUUCUUCAACACGUGCAAGGACCGCCUCAAGGUGCUAGAUUUCGACGACUGGCGCGGGUUCUCGCUUGAUCCAACGCCCGAAGACCUCCGCCGCGACUUCUUCGAGGCGUAUCGCAACGAUCCCGAGAUGCAGCGGGUGGACAUGGUCAUCUGCAGCCACCCCGCGGCGAACUGCGAGCUCUUCCUGCCGCUCAACAAGCCGAUGAUUGUGUACCUGACGACGCGCCUCGAGUUCGGGCGCAACGACGAGGUCGUCGCGUGGCGCAAGCCUUACAUCUCCGAGAACAGCCCACACCGCUGGAAGCAAUGGGUCGCCAACAUACAGACCAUGGCUGAGGACCCGAAGCACAUCUUUGCGGCGAACAACCUCUUCGACGCUGCCUACCUUCAGUACCACACGGGCGUCAAGGCGCUGACUCUGCCGUCGUGGUGCGGGUCGCACAUCAAGGCCAAGUGGGACCCGGACAUGAGCCUUCCCAUCCUGAUUGGGCCGUACCGCGACAAUCUGGACUUCCCGAAGUUCAGGAAGAAGGAAACGUGGGCGCAUCCCAUCAUGGCGGGGCUGCGGCGGGCCAUCAACGCCCACGCCUUCCGCAAGAACGGAUCCCCUCGCGUCAUCGAGCGCAUCCGCGACCUGUACGAGACGUUCCACUGGGAGAGCAUCGCCAAGCACCCGUGCAUGAUCUGGAUCCCCUACCAGCUGUCCGUGAUGAGCUUCUUCGAGGCGUACCGGACGGGCAUUCCCAUCUUCGCCCCGUCGCAGAGCUUGCUGAAAGAGUGGCAUGCCAAGCACAACGUCACUUGGGAACGCGUGUACGGGCACCCGGAGCGCCUGGACGAAUCAUGGGAUAUACCGUUUUCCCCAAACUCGGAGGACGACGAGUCGUUCUCGUUCUGGCUCGAGUACGCGGACUUUUACCAGAUGCCGCAUGUGCAGCUUUUCGAGUCCUGGGACCACCUCAUGGAGCUGCUGGACACCGUGGACCUCCUAGAGAUUCACAAUGACAUGAAUCGCUACAGCAAGCGUCUCUACGUAGGCCUCAAGGCGGCGUGGAAGGCCCGCAUCAACGAGGCGAUGGCGCACGCGCAUGACCGGCACAUCAUUCCGCAGCUUUACCAGCGCUUCGAGGACAAUCCUGCGCACAUACAGCUCAUGCGCCAUUUCGACACAGGGCGGAAGUCGCGUUUCGCCUGCCGCACGGGCGACGGGCGCCAGUGUAGCGAACUGCGUGACCCCAAAUACUUCGACGAAAACGAUUGGCUGCCGCAACCUGCCCAUCACGAGACAGGCCACCAUAGUACUUCGAUGGUCCCGACGGGAGGACGCAGCGCCGACGCCCUGUACCGGGCCAUGGUCACGCCAACGAUGCAGGUCGCGAUCCUGCUUGUGUGCAUGAUGCUUGCGAUCGUGCUGUGCCGAAUCCGGCGCUCGAAGCUGCCGAACGUGAUGCGCAAGAUGAAAGCGUCCACGUUCGCGCUUGUGCGGCGGAAAGACGACAGUGACAAGCUCUGA